This is a messenger RNA of Patella vulgata (common limpet), 6553 nucleotides long. Its product is annotated as glycoprotein 3-alpha-L-fucosyltransferase A. Lineage: Eukaryota; Metazoa; Mollusca; Gastropoda; Patellidae. The transcript has 5 exons. Gene Ontology annotation, cellular component: membrane. The record is from RefSeq and is a predicted model, not a curated record. Gene Ontology annotation, molecular function: alpha-(1->3)-fucosyltransferase activity. The coding region runs from base 957 to 2303 and encodes 448 amino acids.
CGAUAUCUCCCUCCUGGGAGAGUGAUUUGUUAUUGGAUGGAAAAUGGUUGAUACCUGCUGCACACGUGCUCAAUGACAAAUGUUUGGAUUAAAGUAAAUGAGACUUAAUGUUCGAUCUUUCUCUCGUGGCGGGAGUAACAUGUUGCAGCCGUGUAUAUUAUGAGAGAGAAUGAGAGGAUCAAUGACAUCAUAUCCGACUUUCAAGCAAGGUUUUUGAGGGGAUUGGUAUGAAUAAAUCUAUAGAAUAAUUGGAAGUGUAACAUCAAGGAAGAUAUUUAUAUACCACGCUAACUAACACAACACGACAAACCAUCGACAGAUAUAGUAGAACGACAUGUACAUGUGUAAUGGAGAGCAAGUACAAUAGAUGUUUUAUCUGCUGUGUUCGACAUGACUGAAUCCACUCACCUAAAUCUUACAACAACUGACCACCUUUUGAAUUGUUAUAGCACGCUCCAUGAGGAAUACAUGAUUAACUUGUGCUCACGUGACUGUAGCACAGGUAAACUUUUAGUCCUUGUUCACCAGUUAUGAAUUCAGGUCUUGUAAUUUAUAAGCCGUAGUCGUCGUCGCCAAGUUUCUGAAGUGCCGUGUUUGUGAGAUUGGGCCAGGGACAUGUCGAUACAUUAUAAUAACAUUUGAAUGACAAGAACUUGGAUUUGUAGUGGAUCACUAGGAUUCAUAUUUAAAUUAUUGCGGCGAUAUGUGAAAUAUCUGGAUUAAAGAAGGUCAUUGUGUAUGGAUAUAUUAGAGUUUGAUGUGUUUUAUAAUUGUGUUGAUAUACCUGUCAGUAUAAAAUUGUGUGGUAUACCUUUCAGGUGUGAUAUGGUUAUAGAGGGAUAUCAACUUACCUGUAGAUGACCAGGUAAACUACACCCGACUUUAACAUCUCUAUAUAUACAUACAUAUAUAGUUAUAUAUUUGUAUAUAAAAAACAUCAGGUAUAUUUUAUAAGAAUGAGAAUUUACCUGAAGAAAUUAGUUCAGGUGUUUUUAGCGUUCAGUGUUGGUUGUAUCCUUGUUCUCAAUUUCUACAAACGUGAUGAAUGGGUGACGCAAGGGGUAGACGUCUACCCCUGGGGCGUCAAUUAUCAACGUCAUGAGGGGAAACGUAAGUUAGAUUUCACGGGCCCUAAAGUACACCAUCACGUGCCGGGAGCGAUGGCACGCCCUGCAAAUAUCACCGUCAUUAAUGAAGGCUCAAUCUUUUAUAAAGCUCCUAGGAACAAAGGCCUUAUUUACCCAGACCCCGACCGUAUUCAGGACCGUAUAUUGAACCAGUUGGAGUUUAUACCCGUGAAUGUGAAAGAAAGGGGCGAAGAUGAACCCAUGAAAACAAUAGUCGUGUACAACGGAUUCAGUGGUUGGGAUGUCAAACCGGGUCAACAAACUUUUAUAGACCAGAAAUGUCCCGUUAAUAGAUGUUUUCUGAGCCCGGAUCGUCAGAAAGGUCUCGAUGCCGAUGCCAUUUUGUUCAGCCAUUCUCCGUCCCGACCCGUUUUCAAACGUCCAUUGAAUCAGAUAUGGAUUCUGUUCAUGUUAGAAUCACCGUACCAUACUCCUGGUUUAAGUGCCUAUCAAGAUAUAUUUAAUUGGACAGCGACAUAUCGACAUGAUUCCACCAUUGUGGCACCUUACGAAAAAUUCUCUCCCUUUAACGAAUCGGUGCAAACCAAACCGCAGACGAAGAACUAUGCUGGCGGGAAAACGAAGCAAGUGGCGUGGUUUGUUUCAAAUUGUGGUGCUAGAAAUGGCCGACGCCAGUACGCUAACGAACUAGCUAAAUAUAUUGGUGUGGAUAUUUAUGGUGGGUGUGGAACGUUAAAAUGUCCAAGAUAUCAGGCGGGAAAGUGUUUCGAUAUGUUGAAUAAGGACUAUAAAUUUUAUCUGGCCUUCGAGAAUUCAAAUUGUCGGGAUUAUAUAACGGAGAAAUUUUUUGUGAACGGCCUUCAACACGAUGUGAUACCAAUAGUAAUGGGCGCUUCACCAGACGAUUAUAAACGGGCAGCACCAGUCCAUAGUUAUAUACAUGUCGAUGAUUUUGAAUCACCGAAAGAUUUAGCCGAAUAUUUGCAUAAAUUAGACAAAAACGACGAUCUGUAUAAUGAAUAUUUCCGGUGGAAAGGAACCGGUUCAUUUAUAAAUACAUUUUUCUGGUGUCGCGUGUGUGCUCUUCUCCAUGACAACCAACGUAAGACGUCAUGGUUUAAUGACGUAGAAAAAUGGUGGCGUGGACCGGAUGUGUGCAUUGGACAGGAAACAUGGCGAGAGUUUGACAAACGAAAACAUGGAAACAAAAAAUAGUCAUAAUAGUGGUUCUCGCAAUUUUAUGAAAUUAUUUUAAACAGGGUGUUUAUUUUCAUUUUGGAGAACUAGUUCCAUAUAAUAUUUGUUUGGGAACAACUGUGAUUCACAAAGUGUUUUGUAUUAGGUGGUAGGCCUAUUUAUAAACAUGCUAGGCCUAAACUAAUUAUGCCUCAAUUAGGCCUUUUUGUUGAAUAUCCAAGAUGUUCAAAUUAGUAUAGGAGUUUUUUGUUUAUUAAAAUGUUUAUGAAAAUGCUCCCCCUUAUUGUGUGUGUUCAGUUUACAGAAUUUUAGAAAUAGAAGAUUAGAUGUCAUUCGUGUACAGACGUUAGAAUUUAUUUUCAGAACAGACAAUGGUCUAUGAUUCAACACUAUAGCUGUCUUAACACUUACCGGAAGUACCCCGGAAGUACCCGGUUGGUAGCCGAAUGGUUUUUGUUUUCAGUUUUUGAUCAAUCAAUCAACUUGGAAUGAAUUGUAAAAGACGUCCGUAUUUUUAGAAUAUCAGAUGUUAUACAUAGAGUCGAUUUGGAUUUUUCCGUUGUUGUAAAAUAUGACGGUUUGUGGAUUUCAUAAUCUAGAAUAUAUUUGCCACUUUUACUAUUAUUAUACUAAGUAUCACAGAUACUGCUUGUGGUAAAUGUUAAGGGAUUUAGUGAAGGGAGCAUGUAACAAACAGAUGUAUUGUUUUAAAUUCCCUUGGUUUAUAUCUUGAUGAAAGGAAUUCAUACCAUGUUGACGAAAUCCAUAUCUAGACCAAUUCCAUUCCAUAUCUAGACGAAAUCCAUUCCAUGUCUUAAUGAAUUCCAUGUCUUAAUGAAUUCCAUACCUAGACGAAUUCCAUACCUAAAUGAAUUCCAUACCCAGACGAAUUCCAUCUUGAUGAAAUCCACACCUACAUGAUGAAUUUCAAUGUUUGGUGAAAUACACAUGGUAAUGAAUUCCAUAAUUUAAUCAUUACCAUAUUUGGUGAAUUCCAUAUCUUUACGAUUUCUAUAUCUGGAUGAAUUUCAAUGUUUGGUGAAAUACACAUGGUAAUGAAUUCCAUAAUUUAAUCAUUGCCAUAUUUGGUGAAUUCCAUAUCUUUAUGAUUUCUAUAUCUGGAUGAAAUGAAAUCCAUAAUUUGAUGAAUUCCAUAUUUGAAUAAUUCCAUAUUUGAAUGCAUUCCAUAUCCUAACAAAUUCCACAUCGUAAUUAUCUAUAUCAGCCUGUACCAAUGUUUAAUCUGAUGGUUAAUUUAUUUAAGUACCUAACGCGUAUAUUGUUAUAAAUAAUGCCAGGAAGGAAGUGAAUAAUAAGCGUGCGAGCAGUGGUAGAGUAAUGUAGUAUGUCUACUCAUAUUAAAUAUACGUUGAGUUGAACUGAAUUCAUGAUGAUACAUUCCAAUCAUUGUGUUAUUUAAAUAAUAUCAUAGGUUAUAUUUAUUUAGUGUAUUGUUACCGGUCAGGAUAUGUCUAUAUAUCUUACUUUAUAUGGAAGCCCAUACGGGUCCUUAGCAUGAUAGAGAUACUGCCAUGUUAAUAUGAUAAUAAUAUGUCAAAUUGUGAUCGAGAUCAAAUAACUCGACAAAAUUGUCUUUUCUAAAUAAAUAUUGACAAAUUACCUUAUUAAACAUACAUUAUGCAAGAGCUACCUAAAUCUGCCUAUUGCAGGACAUUCUUAAUAUCUUAAAUGUUACAUAAACUAUUACUUAGACAUUUAUUAACAAAACAAGACCAUAAUCAACUCUCGAUGGCAUCGAAUACUCAUGAUUUUAACUAGAUUAAAACGGUUCGCCAUUUAAAAAUCUAAUUUAAAAAUGGGAAAGCGAUUAUCAAUAUUUUUCAUUUUACAUCAUCUAUUUUAGAGGAAUUAUACAAAGAAUGGGCAGCUCUUUAUCUAAAUCUUACAUAAUGUAUGUUUAAUAUGGCGUUAUUGACCCUUAUAGACUUCCAUACUCACUGGACUGUUUGUUAUAAAUGUAUUUUUUAUUCUAACAACGUAACUAUGUAAACUAUGAAAUUUCAAACUGAUAAGUGAGUUUCCUGAUUUACACUGUAACUUAUAAUAUUUGUAUGUUACUAUAUAUUGAGACCUUAUUGUCUAUAACUGUAAAUGUUUCCUAUCAAAUCUGUAAUCUCCUAUCAAAUGCUCACUUUAAAUCUUGCCAUGUUGUUUAUCUCGCUAUCUCUGUAUAAAUAUUAUAACCCUGUCUUUUUAUAAAGGGGGUCAGUUUAGUAUUGUAAGGACAAUGGCUACAAGGUUUACAAAAUACAAAUUCUUAAACCAUAUUAAACAGACUUUUUAUUCUCGUCUACCAUAGUCUCUGGUUAAGUGACUUAUUGUUAUUCCCAUAUCUUUCUAGGGGUGUUUACUAUACUCCCUGGUCUGUCUAGAAAUGUAUACUAUUCUCCCUGGUCCAACGGGUUGUUAAUACACAUAUUAUACCUGGUUUGUCUAGGGAGGUAUACAGCUCCACAGUCGGUUUUUGUAUUUUCUGUCUGGCAAAACGUAGCCUCAAUAUAGAGUUUUGUUUCUUCGCUGCCAUUUUGGAAAUUCACUUCUCUUCUCUUAGACAAUUUAUCAUGUAAACCCUUCAUUAUUAUGACCUUUGAAAAAUUGUGCACACUGUUAAUUAUGACAAUAAAUCGACCAUCGUGUGACGUAGUUGUAACUGAUAGAAGAUUUAAAUAUUAAUAACCAUGUAAGUGUCCUGAAGAUCUAGCAAUAACAUAGUUUAUAUUUUCAUAUUUAGGCAAUCAUCGUAAGUUAUUUUAUAACAGAAGUGAGUUAUAGACAUAUAAUUCAUAGGUGUUUUAUGACAGAUGUAAGGUAUACACCUAUAAUUCACAGUAUUUUCAUCACAUAAGUAAGUUUAUAACACCUAUAAUUAUAUAGUUAUUAUAUAACAUAAGUAAGUUAAUAACAGAAAUGAGUUGUACACCUAUAAUUAUAUAGUUAUUAUAUAACGAAAGUGAUUUACACGCGUAUAAUGCACAGUUCUUUUAUAAUAUUUUAUAACGGAAGUUAGUUACACACGUAUAAAACAUCGUUAUUUUAUAACAGAAGUUAGUUACACAUGUAUAAUUCAUAGUUAUUUUAUAAUAGACGUGAGUUAUAUAAGUAUAAUUCAUAGUUGUAUAAUUCAUAGUUACGCCUAUAUAAUUCAUAGUUAUUUUAUAACGGAAGUGAGUUAUAUACUUAUAUUUCAUAGUUAAUAUUUAGUUAAUUUCAUAUUUGCAUAAUAUAUUUUAAGUCUAUUAUGAAUGUAUUUGCGUGUUAUGAUAGAAUUUUAUUAAAUCUGAUGAAAUUCUAGAUUUAAUGAUAAUAUCAAUGAUAAAUGUCUUCUUACUGUACAUAUACUUAUCCACAGUUAGAUUUUAUCAGGAAUCGACCAGUCUAUCCGGGGUGGCGGGUGGAGUGAUUCGAGUGGAUAUAUGGACGGGGUAGGGAUUCGUUCACCAAGUCUAUAUAUGGCGUGGGGGGCAGAUGCAUGCAUACCUAUAAUAUAUGAUCUUGGGGACGGGUUAGGGGGUUCGAUCAUCAUGUCCCGGGGUGAGUGGAGGGAUUCGAUCAUCAUGCCAUAUCCCGGGGUGAGUAGUGGGAUACUAGCAUCAUAUCCCGGGGUGAGUAGAGGUAUACUAUCAUCAUGUCCCGAGUUGAGUUUCCUUGCAGACGGAAAACAGUUAUUUCACGAUGAAUUAUGCGUUGUUUAAUGUUAUUUAUGUUAAUAUGAUUUUAAGAAGUUUAUUUACAUCAUGUAAUUAUGUUACAUAUAAAUAAAUAAUAUAGAUAAUAUAUUUCACACUUGAGGCUUUUUUUAUCAAGUUAAUUUUUGUUAUAUUUGUGUUAUGAUUGUUUGUUAAAUAUUCAAUGAUUUAAAAAUAAUAGAAUAAAUAAAAUGUAUAUUAACUGUAAACAUGUUUACGACUAUUUGUUAUCCAGUCCGUACUAAUUGUAAACAAGUUUACGACUAUUUGUUAUCCAGUCCGUACUAAUUGUAGGAAUGAAAAAUUACAAAUAAAAUGGGGUUUAACGUCCUACUUUUCUGCACCGACUGGGUUAACGAAGAGGGGAAAAUGAAAUGGGGUUUAACGUCCUACACAUCCAAGAACCUUAUAUAUAGAUAUAUAUAAGGCUCUGACAUACUCUAUGUAUCCUGUGUACUAAUGACGAUAGACAUACCCUAUAACAUCACUGUAGACUAGCUAUUUAACUUGGGAGAUUAUGUAUUUUCAAACUUGUAAAAUAAAAUGUCACUUUGUAUUGUA